CACAUCGCGUGCGUGUUUUAACACACCCCACAUCCAUCUGGCACGAUCAUCUCAACGUCGGCUCCCCCUGUCGUUUGCACGCCCACAAUCUUCAUUAAUCGUCAUCGCCUUAUCCGGGUUGUUUUCUUUUCUUUCUCUCUUGGAUAUCGCCAGCACAUGCGCACGUCCUGACGACUCCUCCCUCAGCGAACUCUUUAACUUCUGGAAUAUCCGGCAGACCGCAGCCUUGUCGCCAAUUCUCGUGACUGGCUCCUCCAUUUCUACCGCGCCUCGAGGAGAGGACUUUCUUGGAUCGUGAUAAACAUCUGCCGCUCGUUUCCCCAGGAUCCCAGCCUGGUUCUUCCAUCAUGGCCCCUUCUACUCUGCGCGCCGCUGUGGCGCUUCCCCUCGUCGCCUCGUGCGUAAAUGCCGCCUACUCGAUUGCAAAUAACGACGAUAUCAAGACUUCCGCCGCCCAGCUUGCCUACGAUACUAUGGCCUAUUACACAGGAAACCAGUCUGGUCAGACCCCUGGGAUCCUGCCAGGACCUCCGCCUGCUGGCGACUACUACUGGUGGGAAGCAGGAGCACUGUGGGGCGCUAUGGUCGAAUACUGGCACUACACCGGUGACGCCACGUACAACGACGUCGUCACCCAGGCAUUGCUCUUCCAGGUCGGCCCAAAUCAGGAUUAUAUGCCUCCUAAUGUCACCGCCUCGCUGGGCAAUGACGAUCAAGGGUUUUGGGGGAUGUCUGCGAUGACUGCUGCGGAGCUCAACUUCCCAAAUCCUUCUUCCGACCAGCCCCAGUGGCUAGCGCUUGCACAGGCUGUCUUCAACACCCAAGCCGAUCCGUCGAGGCACGAUAGCACAUGUAAUGGUGGCUUGCGGUGGCAGAUUCCCUUGUCGAACAACGGGUACGAUUACAAAAACAGCAUUGCAAACGGCUGUUUCUUCAACCUCGGCGCCAGGCUGGCUCGCUACACAGGGAAUCAGACCUAUGCCGACUGGGCGGUGAAGACCUGGGACUGGGUGACAGGAGUUGGUUUUAUGGACGCGCAGUACAACAUUUACGAUGGUGCCCACGUUGAGACCAACUGUACGGACAUCAACAAGGCCCAGUUCUCCUACAAUAAUGCCGUGUACCUCCUUGGUGCUGCGCACAUGUACAACUUUACCGAAGAUGCUGUGUGGAAGCAGCGGGUCCAGGAUCUGUUGGACGCCACGAUCAAGGUCUUCUUCCCAAACAACAUCGCCUACGAGGUCUCCUGCGAGCAGCACAUGACCUGCACGACCGAUAUGUUGAGCUUCAAGGGAUACGAUCACCGGUGGAUGGUCCAGACCACCCAGCUGGCCCCCUUCACUCACGACCAGAUCAUGACUGUGCUGCAGACAUCGACCGAGGCAGCCAUCAAGCAGUGCACUGGAGGCAGUACAGGUCGUCAGUGCGGCUUCCAGUGGUCGAGCGGCGCUUUCGACAAUAGCGUCGGAGCUGGCCAACAGAUGAAUGUGCUCGGUGCCGUAUCGUCUCUGCUGGUCGACAGCGGCGUGAGCGCCCCUCUCACAAACGCGACGGGAGGCACAAGUGUGGGCAACAACAACGCUGGAGCGUCUUCAGACAAAUUUGCAGGCUCGUCUGAGCCAGCAACGACCGGAGACAAGGCUGGCGCGUCCAUCCUCACCAUUCUGAUCCUGAUAUCUGCAGCAGGCACGUUUGGCUGGAUGUCGACGGGGGUGUAGUCCCAAAAAAAAAAAAAUUCUGGAUGGGUUAAUGAUCGUAUGUGACUAUUUGGGAUCUGCGCUGCAGGGGUGGCUCAAGGGCUGCAUGGCGUAUUGGACAUAAUUCGUACCUUUCUCUCCAUUCUUUCUUUUUUCCCCCUGUAUUUGAUUAUUGGGAGCAGGGCUGGAAGGAAAAAGGGUAAUGGCGUCAGGGAAGGAGGCAAGGAGGCAAGGUAAACACAGGGUAUUCAUGCCCACGGGAUUUGGGGCGUUGGAUAUUUGGCUGUAAUGUUUUGAAUGGUUUAGGCGGCGUGGAUGGUUGGCAACACUGGCAUUUGGGCGGCCCUUUUCGAGUAGGCUCAAUCUAGAUGAUUUAGAAAAUUUUGAGCUUUCAGG
Cryphonectria parasitica EP155 is the source of this 2093-nucleotide messenger RNA. Its product is annotated as family 76 glycoside hydrolase. Gene Ontology annotation, biological process: fungal-type cell wall biogenesis; carbohydrate catabolic process. NCBI's taxonomy places the organism in Eukaryota, Fungi, Ascomycota, Sordariomycetes, Diaporthales, Cryphonectriaceae. The record is from RefSeq and is a predicted model, not a curated record. Gene Ontology annotation, molecular function: mannan endo-1,6-alpha-mannosidase activity. The coding region runs from base 348 to 1718 and encodes 456 amino acids. The transcript is spliced from 5 exons.